This is a messenger RNA of Didymodactylos carnosus, 653 nucleotides long. NCBI's taxonomy places the organism in Eukaryota, Metazoa, Rotifera, Eurotatoria, Philodinida, Philodinidae. The record is from the annotation of a GenBank genome assembly.
AGAAAACAAAGAUAACUUAGAGAAAAUGAAAAAUGCAUGCUGGGCUGCAUGGUGGCACUUUCGAAGUACAGAUCAAAACCCACAUCAUUGUCUUUGCAAUCCUGACCGUUGUGGCAUGUACAAAGAUUCAAAAUUCACACAUGAAGGUGUAGAGUUUUCUCUAAUACACUUUAUUUCUACAGAGAUAUCUCAAACGUUUGUUCUUAGGACACAAUCUACCAGCUACUGUAUGUGACGCAAUUCGUCCUGCUUACGAUGAUUUGUGUUCAGAAAACAGCCUAGCUCAAGUUUUGGAUGGCGGUACCACUAAUCCUAAUGAGAGUUUCCAUCGUAUUAUUUGGAGUUUGUGCUCAAAAAAGAGAUAUCACAUUCGAAAACAUGUUCAACUAGCGGUUGAUCUGACUGUUAUUAUUUAUAAUGACUGUUAUAUUGGACUAACUCCUGUUUUAGAAAAACUCGGUAUACAAUGUAAAAAUAUUCCAGCAUUUACCAAAAUGAUAACAUUAGUCGACAAAGAAAGAAUCAUUGAAGAUCAGCAAUAUGAACCUGAACGGCGGCAUGAGAAACGCACAAGAGCUCGUACAUCACGGUUGCUAAUAGAAUCUACUUUAAGAUCAAAAGAUCCGAACAAAUAUGGGCCCGGAAUUGGAUAA